Fusarium sp. VM40 is the source of this 549-nucleotide messenger RNA. Lineage: Eukaryota; Fungi; Ascomycota; Sordariomycetes; Hypocreales; Nectriaceae. The record is from the annotation of a GenBank genome assembly.
AUGUCUCAACAAGUUAACGGCGAAGUGAGCGCGGCCGAGUACUCUGCUUUCCUCCAGCAUCUUCUCAACUACCCUUUCAUCAGCGACGGCGUCCACACCUUCAAGUCCAACGAACUUGGCCAGCGCUCCAUCAGACUCACCGACGCCGCUUACCAAACCUUUGCUGCCCCCGUCGUUCCCUACUUCUCCGGUCCCUACCAAUAUGUCUCGCCCUACUUCCAGAAGGUCGACUCCCUAGGCGACAAGACCCUCGACCGUAUUGACGAGAAGUUCCCCGCUGUCAAGAAGCCCACCGAUGAGCUCUACCAAGAUACCCGAGCUCUCAUCCUAUUCCCCCUCCAGAAGGGUCUCGAGGGCAAGGACCAUGUCCUUGAUAUCUACAACUCUGAGGUGAAGAAGGUCGAGCAAGGAGGUCUCGUCGCCCACGGAAAGGCUGCCGUUACCACCGUCCUCGUCGUUAGCAACGAGACUCUCUCUUGGUUGAGCUCUUUCUUGCACCAGAAGAAGGCCGAGGCCGCCAGCGCCACACACGAGAAGAUUAACCAGUAA